UAUACUAUCUUUAAAAUGCGGCUUUUUCGGAAUGCAUUAAUUUUUCGAGGUUUGAUCCUCACAAUAAGUAUGUCAACAACAACAACAACAGCUGCAACAACAAAAACAACAACAACAUCGAAAACAGCAUCAAAAUCCAACACUUUGACAGCAACGCCAGGUCCAACUACUCCCACAACUGACAGUUCAACCACGACAAAUAAAACUCCAGUUCCGGUAAGUAUGACAACUCAUUCCUCUACCGGAACUGGCAGUACAACCACGGAUAUCACGACAACGUCACCUCCUUCCACUACCGGAACUGACAGUUCAACCACGGAAAACACGACAACGUCAACUCCUACCACUACCGGAACUGACAGUUCAACCAAGGAAAACACGACAACGUCGGCUCAUACCACUACCGGAACUGACAGUUCAACCACGGAAAACACGACAACGUCAACUCCUACCACUACCGGAACUGACAGUUCAACCACGGAAAACACGACAACGUCAACUCCUACCACUACCGGAACUGACAGUUCAACCACGGAAAACACGACAACGUCAACUCCUACCACUACCGGAAAUGACAGUUCAACCAUGGAAAACACGACAACGUCAACUCAUACCACUACCGGAACUGACAGUUCAACCACGGAAAACACGACAACGUCAACUCCUACCACUACCGGAACUAACAGUUCAGCCACGGAAAACACGACAACGUUAACUUCGACCAAAACUGACAAUUCAACCAAGGAAAAUAAAACCAUGUCAGCCCAAACCCUUACUGAAAGUAACAGCUCAAGCAAUGGAAUAGCAACAAGCCCGCCCGUGGAUAAUACCUCGACCAAUAACCCUUAUAACGGAGCAGAAAUUAAAGAAAGACGCGCACUAUUAUUGGGAGUUACGUGCAAUAUUUUACUGACAAGUCUAAUCCUGCUUUUGUUUCAAUGACUGUUCUGGUUGAAUCGGUUAUUAAACAUGAUUUUUUGUGGUGUUACUGAAAGCUUUAUAAGUGAAUGAUUAAAGCUGGAGACAUCGGAAGCCAGCAUAAUAAUGAAAUUGUUUGCCACCAUUACAAGAAUUGUGUGAAAUGUACUUUUAAAUUUAGACGUUCAUAUAUUCUCUGAGCAGUUCGAGACAAAACUGCAAUGUAGGAUCUAUUCAAGAAAGCCAACUGAAAGUUUACAAUUUUGGAAAAAAGAACUUGCUCUUGAUCGUCUUGUAUGUUUUAUUAAUAUAAAACUAAAGUUUGAUGUUAUUAUAUCUAAGGGUAGAAUUCGUGACCAGUUUAUACAAUUGCCAUGCCGUGUGUUUAUGUUAUUGUAACAACGAUUAACUGUAUAUGUUAAAGUUAACAAUACAUGUUCUGUUCUGUCCUGUUCUGUUUUGUUUAUACAACACUAGAAUAUUGCGUCGAUUUAUUAUAUGCCUAAAUUGGUAUUGUACUGUAUAGUAAGGACAAAUAUUCUUUUCAUUUUUUGUGCAGAUCAAAGACGAUGGUAGGAGUAAAUAUAUAGCAUAGCAUGUUUAAGAUUAACUGCUCAUAAAUGAGAAAUUGAAAAUGGCAGAUAUAAAGGUAUUUCAUGAGUAGAUGUUGUUGUUUUUUUAAAUGAUAGAAACUGAGUUUCACUUUAUGUUGUGUUGAACAAUAGACUAAGAUCAAUUUUUCUAGGUGAUAUAUCCUGGCCUCCUAUACAUGCAGGGUUACUGCUUUUACAGUGCUAAAGUCUCUUAGUAUCCAUUUUUAUUGUAAAAUGUAGCUCGACAUAUUAAACUAACUAUAUGUUUUCACUCUUAAAAUAGAAUAUUUACUUUUUGAACGUUUCUAUAUGACUAUAUCAUGUAUGUCGCCAUUGCUAUGCUUGUAAUUGA
Mya arenaria is the source of this 1863-nucleotide messenger RNA. RefSeq lists its product as uncharacterized. Bases 16 to 942 code for a protein of 308 amino acids. The transcript has 3 exons. Lineage: Eukaryota; Metazoa; Mollusca; Bivalvia; Myida; Myidae. The record is from RefSeq and is a predicted model, not a curated record.